This is a messenger RNA of Elgaria multicarinata webbii, 1151 nucleotides long. Its product is annotated as C-X-C chemokine receptor type 3-2-like. The record is from RefSeq and is a predicted model, not a curated record. Gene Ontology annotation, molecular function: C-C chemokine binding; C-C chemokine receptor activity. Bases 72 to 1151 code for a protein of 359 amino acids. The transcript has 2 exons. Gene Ontology annotation, biological process: immune response; positive regulation of cytosolic calcium ion concentration; cell chemotaxis. NCBI's taxonomy places the organism in Eukaryota, Metazoa, Chordata, Lepidosauria, Squamata, Anguidae. Gene Ontology annotation, cellular component: membrane; external side of plasma membrane.
GUAAUUCGACUGCCUGUCCCCCGAACCGGGGCUUUUGAAAGAAUGGUUUGGUAGCAGCAGCAGAAACAAAUAUGUCCACCACCCUUUCCUGGAGCUUUGAUUACGACCUUGAUGAGUUCCCCACUGGCUAUCCUGACCUUGACCCAAAUGCCAUCCCUUGCACUCAAGACGAGGUGGGUGCCUUCACUCGAUACUUCGGCCCCGCUGUUUUCUAUGUGUCGUUUCUGGUGGGCUUGGUUGGCAACGGCCUGGUGUUGGCUGUGUUGUGCAGACACCGCUGCCCCUGGCUCUUUGCGGACUGUUACCUCUUCCAGUUGGCGGUGGCCGAUCUGGUGCUGGUCUUCACCCUCCCUUUCCAGGCCACACAGGCUUCCCAGGGCUGGAUAUUCGGAGAAUUCCUCUGCAAGCUCGUAGGGGCCUUGUCAACCAUGAACAGCUACAGCACCAUCUUUCUCCUGGCUUGCCUUAGCGUGGAACGCUACUUGGUGAUUGUCCACGGCAUACUCCUGCACCACCGGUGGAAGCUUUCGCACAUCUACCAGGCUUCCGCACUACUGUGGGGAAUAUGUUUAGGCCUGUCCGUGGUGGAGCUCCAUUUCCGCACCGUGGCCUACUUCCCCCAGACCAAGGCCGUCACCUGUCACCUGGGCUUCGAUGCCCAGGAUGCGGAGUCUUGGCGGUUGGGGCUCCGCUUGGUCUCCUUCCUCCUUGGCUUCUUGCUGCCUCUCCUGGUGAUGGCGGUCUGUUAUUGCCGGAUCUUUGCUAAGCUGCAUCGGGCUCAGUUGUUGUGCAAGUACUCGACCGUGCAGCUGCUGCUGGUGAUUCUGGGGCUGUUUGUCCUCUGUUGGGGCCCCUACUACGGCUUCCUCCUCGUCGAUAGCCUAGAACGCCUGGGCCACUUGGCCCGAGACUGCGCCCGCGAGAAGGUGCUGGAUUUUGGGCUGCUCUUCUCAGAAAGCCUGGGCCUAGUCCACUGCUGCCUCAACCCUCUGGUUUAUGCCUUUGUGGGCGUCAAAUUCCGAAGGGAACUUUCCCAGUUGUUCCAUAGCUGGAACGGGUGCAAAAGACAAAGGCAGGACAUCUCCGGUCAUGAAUUCAGCCAAGCCACCGAGCACAGCAUUGUGGGUAUGGACUACUCCAUCAUCGUGUGA